Molecule: messenger RNA, 1586 nt
Organism: Capsicum annuum
Lineage: Eukaryota; Viridiplantae; Streptophyta; Magnoliopsida; Solanales; Solanaceae
Product: pyruvate dehydrogenase E1 component subunit beta-1, mitochondrial
Exons: 15
Coding region: 142-1335 (397 amino acids)
Biological process (GO): pyruvate decarboxylation to acetyl-CoA
Molecular function (GO): pyruvate dehydrogenase (acetyl-transferring) activity
Source: RefSeq, a predicted model, not a curated record
AAAUAAGAGCUAAGCCUUCUUGCCCACAACAUUAAAUUGAACUUUGGAACUGUCUGGUAGUACCACGUGUUUCUACCAUCAGACAGGCAUAGAUUGACACACAAUCAGCCUUAAGUAGGUAGGGACAACUCAUACAAGCUGAUGAUCGUGUCCUAUUUUGCUUCGUGUGUUGUUGCUUUAUUCGCUGGGUACUGCCAAGUUAGUACUAGGAAGAGGAGAUCGAUGAUGUUGAGGAUUGCAAAAACUAAAGUCUGUCUCAGAAACUUAACAGCUCCAAUAUUGGGGGAAGGUAUAAAAACUCAGAGAAGUUAUUCAUCUGGGGUUAAGCAGAUGAUGGUGAGAGAAGCACUAAAUUCUGCACUUGAUGAGGAAAUGGCAGCUGAUCCUAGAGUAUUUUUAAUGGGGGAAGAGAUUGGGGAAUAUCAAGGUGCUUACAAGGUCUCUAAAGGACUCUUGCAAAAGUAUGGCCCUGACAGGGUUGUUGAUACCCCAAUUACUGAGGCUGGAUUUACUGGACUCGCAACCGGAGCAGCAUAUUAUGGUCUUAGGCCUGUAUUAGAGUUCAUGACCUUUAACUUUUCCAUGCAGGCAAUGGACCAUCUGGUUAACUCUGCCGCCAAAACAUUCUACAUGUCUAGUGGGAAUAUUAGUGUCCCAAUUGUUUUCCGAGGACCGAAUGGUGCUGCUCUAGGUGUUGGUGCUCAGCACUCUCAGUGUUAUGCGCAAUGGUAUGGGGCGGUCCCUGGCUUGAAAGUUGUGGCACCAUAUUCAUCUGAAGAUGCGAGAGGGCUUUUAAAAGCAGCAAUCAGAGAUCCCGAUCCAGUUGUUUUUCUUGAGAAUGAGUUAUUGUAUGGCCAAUCUUUUCCUGUGUCGGAUGAAGUUCUUGAUCCUAGCUUUACCCUUCCCAUAGGUAAAGCAAAGAUUGAGAAAGAGGGUAGAGAUGUGACAAUUACAGCAUUCUCAAGGAUGGUUGACUAUGCUCUCAAGGCUGCAGAGACGCUUGAGAAGGAGGAUAUAAAUGCUGAGGUCAUUAAUAUUAGGUCAAUUAGGCCAUUAGACAGAUCUGCGAUCAAUGCUUCGGUGAGAAAAACUAACAGGCUGGUUACUGUUGAAGAAGGAUUUCCUCAACAUGGUGUCGGUGCUGAAAUCUGUGCAUCAGUUGUCGAGGAAAUAUUCGAGUACCUUGAUGCCCCAAUUGAAAGGAUUACUGGCGCAGAUGUUCCACUGCCUUAUGCUACCAAUCUUGAAAGAAUGGCUCUUCCACAGAUUGAAGACAUUGUUCGAGCAGCCAAGAGGGUGUGUUACAGAUCUAUCCCCAUCGCAGCUGCUGUUUGAGCUUGUAACCUAGGCAUGCGGCUUGCACUUGUACAUUUUGAUGCUGUUAACUUUUAGUUUUAUAAAAUAAAAGUGGAGAUGUUCCCAGUUAUCAAUUUGUGCUUUAAUUGGUUGAGAAGAAUUUUUUUCAUCGGAAUUCCUAAAAUAACUACUCAGGUUUCACGGCCAAACAUCUAUGCUAAAUUAAUAUUUAUUGUUUUGAAAUAUAAAGCAGAGAAAAAAAAAAUGGAGAGAGAUUUGAGUGAUUCUUA